GUGAGAGGAGCUAAACUUAUGGAAAAAAAAAAUUGAAAAUUAUAAAUUAACCGCGCUCGUUGAUACUAUAAAGUGAUUACAGUCUAUUGGUUAAUGAUAACUAUUAUCUGUGUUUUGUGGUUUUCCGACUAACCAAAUAAAACCAGUUUUUGACUCGAGCAUCACAUAUUAUUCUUAAAAAAGAUUUUACUUUACUAAUGUGUGGUUUACAUUAAUUGAUCUUUGUUUUUCAAUAAAUACAAAUACAGAAUUGUGCAGUAGGUACUUACAUUCAGUUAACGGAUUUCUACAUCUUUAUCUUAAUAGAUUGGUAAACAUUUAUUCAAGUAAGAAUAGUUAUAUAUCAUUUAUUUUUUCAUUAAAUAUUCAAUAAACAAUGAUUUACCUAUAGUUUCUUGGAUGUUAUUUUCUCAUUUGUAUGUGUAUUUUAAUAAUUUAUUUUAUAGAUUGAAAGAAAAUUAUUGUUUUUAUUGUUUAUAACAAUACAUAGGUAUGAACAUUUUAGGAGGUACAUAUUAUGACUCAUGCGUACAUCCAUUUGAUAUUAUGUGCAUUGUACAUAUUAUUUAGUUAUAUCAAGUGUCGUAAAUUUUUAAUAAAUUGGUAUCUACAUAUAAUAAAGGGUUAUUAUUUAAAAUGUAUAAAUCUAUAGGUACCUAUGUUAUACCUAUGUUUUAUUAUGUAUGGUUCUUAGACCCUAAACAUGGCUGGUAUGCAUUAACCAUUUUUACAUAAUGCAUAUUAUAUUCUAGGUUGUUUAUCUAAGAUAAUUGCCAUAUGAUAAAUAAAAAUAUCUGUGAUUUUAAUUGUAUGCAUAUACAUCAUAAAUCAUAAACUUGCCUAUAAUAAAUAAUUUAAAUGAUAAUACAAUUAUUUUAGGAAUCCAAGUAACAAAUCUAUUUGGUACUAAAAUCAGUUUUAAUCUAAAACUAUUUUCAUAAUUCAAACACUUAUAAUGUUAUAUUUAUGUUAAUAUUUCUUGUUAUAUAUGGUGAUUUUUAAUUAUAGAGGUAAUAAUUAUAAUGGAUUAUAAACCUAUUUAGAUUUAGAUCUAUUGUCACUAGCUGUCCUGCACCAGGUGUGGCCAGUUCCAAUUUUUGAGUCUUUUUGUCUUUAUUCCUGUUUUGCUUUGCUCUUAUUAAUAGAUGUAUUGAACUUUUUGGUAAAAAGUGGGUAAUAUAGUGUUCUAGUAUGUCAUACAGUUUUUUAUAUUUGUAUUACCAUAAAUACCUGCACAGCACAGGGAUUAAACUAUAAAUCUACUAUAACACUGUUCAAAUUAUGAAAACAGGAUAGUAGGUACUGUAGUAUUGUUUCUGUACCAAAAAAUACUGUAGAUUAAAAAUAAUGUCUUUUUACAUAGUUUCACUUACCCACCCAGUACAGCAUGUAGUUUUAUGUGUAUAUAUUAUUCUGAUGUAUAAACAAUAAUACUGUAGUUUCAAAAAAAUCGGUUCACUAGUUUUUGCGUAAAAGAAUAACAAACUUUCAUUCAUUCAUAAGUUUUCACAAACUUUUACAUUUGUAAUAUUAGUAGGAGGUUUGUAUUUUAUAAAUUAUAACAGAUUACCUAUUAUUAAUCUACAUAGGUAUUUAUAAUAUAUUUGUGAUAUAACAAAUAUUAUAUUUUAAUUAAAAUUAAUUUAUAAAAUCAAAGAACAUACCUAUUUAUUGAUGUUUUUUUUUUAUUGUUUAGCAAUGUUUAAUAAACCACGUUUGAAAAAAGAACUAAGUGAAUUAAUUGUUGAUCCUCCAAUUGGAAUAAAAGUUAAUAUAAAAGAAAACUCUUUGAAUAUUUUAGAAGCCGGUAAGAAUUAUUUAUAUUUAUAAAUACUAUUAUAAAAUAUUUAUUUUUUCUGUACGCACACAUUCUAAAAAGUAUUGAACAAAUUUUAGUCUGAUGUUCAUCAAAAAAUACUGUUUAAGUAUCAGAGAAUGUUUAAAUUUUAAAUUUAUAUAUUUUAUGUUUACAUUAGCUGAACUGCCUACAUAUUUUUUAUUUAAGAAAUAAAAAAAUUGUACUAACAAUUUAUCUCUAUUUAAGUAUUCACAACAAUGUAUUAAAUUGUUUUAGAAAUAAAUGGGCCGAAAGAUUCUCCAUAUGAAGAUGGAGUUUUCAAAUUAAUUAUAGAAGUGCUAAAAGAGUAAGUAUUUAUAAUUAGGUAUCCACUUAGAUUAUAUUUUAAUGCAAUAUAAUAUUUAAGUCUUACACUUGAUUUUGAAUUGGUUUUUUUAAUUGUAAUUUUAUUCUAGUUAUCCAUUUGAAGCUCCGAGGAUUAACUUUAUAACACCUAUUUACCAUCCAAACAUUAAUAGGAUUGGCAGAAUCUGUUUGCAUAUGUUAAAUAAGUCUACAGAAUUUUCUUGGAAACCUAUGUAUACAAUAAAACACGCUUUAGUUGCUAUAAGAAAUUUAAUGGAUUGUCCAAAUCCUGAUGACCCUAUGUUAUCAGCUGUUGUAAUACAUUUUUAUUUAUUUAUCAUUUGUUAUUUUACCUAUGUUCUAUUUUUUUUUAUUUAAUUAAUAAUAUAUUAUGGGUUUCAGGCAAAAGAAUAUACAACUAAUAAGGACGUAUUUGAAUACAAAGCUAAAAAGUUCACCAAAAUGUAUGCUACUAUGCGCAGAACAAAUACUCAAUAACAAGUUAUUAAUUUAAGAGAUACUGUACUUUUGUUAUUUAAUAUCUAAGUUCCUAUAUGAACGUAUUAAAUGAAGUAUUGUCAAUUACCUUUUAAAUAUAAAUAGUAUUCUGAAAUAUUAAUUAGUUAUUAUUUUUAUUACAAUUUUUUCAGUACAAAGCAACUCCAAACAUAAAUUUGAUAUGGUUAUAAUAUUUAUUUUAAGUCUUUAACAUGGAAAAAUAUUGCUAGAAAC
Messenger RNA from Cinara cedri, 2875 nucleotides. The record is from the annotation of a GenBank genome assembly. NCBI's taxonomy places the organism in Eukaryota, Metazoa, Arthropoda, Insecta, Hemiptera, Aphididae.